AACAAAACGACUGGCUGUCUGACCGGGGAUGCCUCGUUCCUCUCGUUCCCCUUCCUGCUACUCUGUAUCUCUCGCGCGCCCGUGGCUCCUUCACGAGCACGCGCGAGCGAACCAGCGGCCGAUCGCCGACAGGGGGCGGGGCGAUCUGAUGCCGGUGAGGCGCUGAUGGCGGCGCUGUCCGCCGGUGGUCCGGGCGGCGUCGUGGCUGGGGAGGGUUCCACCUCCUCUGCCGCCGCUGCUGCCGCGACGAUCGGGUCCCACAGGGUCGACGGAGAGGCAAUGUGGCAUAUGAGUUUAGGCGAAUCCAUGGAAGCUGGUCUGUAUCCAGAGCGUGUUGGAGAGCCGGAUUGUAGUUACUACAUGAGGACUGGACUGUGCAGGUUUGGAAUGACCUGUAAAUUUAAUCACCCAGCAGAUCGAAAGAUGGCUGUUGCUGCUGCAAGAAUGAAGGGAGAAUAUCCUCAAAGAAUUGGUCAACCAGAAUGUCAAUACUAUCUAAAAACUGGGAUGUGCAAAUUUGGAGCAACGUGCAAGUUUCACCAUCCCCGAGAAAAGGCUGCAAUGGCAACCCGAGUACAGCUGAAUGUUUUAGGCUACCCAUUACGGCCGAAUGAGAAGGAAUGUUCUUAUUACUUAAGAACAGGGCAGUGCAAAUUUGGAAGCACAUGCAAGUUCAAUCACCCACAACCAUCUAAUACGAUGGUUGCACUACGUGGCUCUGUUUUUUCGCCUGGACAGUCCGCAACUUCUCCUAGUCAGCAUACUUAUUCUGGGAGUGUAACGAACUGGCCCUUGUCAAGAUCUGCUUCAUUUAUUGCAAGUCCUAGGUGGCCAGGCCAUUCAAGCUAUGCACAAGUGAUUGUUCCACCAGGCCUUGUUCAAGUUCCAGGGUGGAGUCCUUAUGCUGCACAACUUGGUUCGUCGUCAUCAGAUGACCAAGGACGGUCUUCUGGUGCUGCCCAGUACUAUACUGGCUCACGUCAGAGUGAAACACAAGGCAUGAGUGAUCAUGGAAUGAUAUCAUCAUAUCAACAUGGUUCUGUUCCUGCUGGACUCUAUGCAGUACAGAGGGAGUACAUAUUUCCAGAUAGACCUGAUCAACCUGAAUGUCAGUUCUAUAUGAAGACAGGAGACUGCAAGUUUGGUGCUGUAUGCAAGUUUCAUCAUCCCAAGGAGCGAAUAAUUCCUUCUCCAAGCUGUGCGCUGAGUCCGCUAGGUCUGCCACUACGCUCGGGAGAGCCAAUAUGCACUUUCUAUUCCCGUUAUGGCAUCUGCAAGUUUGGGCCUAAUUGCAAAUUUGAUCACCCAAUGGGAACCGUUAUGUAUGGCCUCGCAACGUCACCAACAGGUGAGGUCCCAACUGGUCGGCAUAUGUUAGCACCUGUACCAGCACUUUCAGAAGUACCACCAGGCAAUAGCUCCGGAAGGUCUCGAAGGAUGACCCAUGCAGAUACCCAGCAAACACCGUCUACUGAAAGAAGCACCGAGAGAGAGGCAUCCUAAGCCGUCCUCAGUGUUAUAUUCAUGUGGCUUCCCAUUCUGGACUCUCGACAAAAUUUCAGGAGCUGGUGCUGUACAUGUCUUGCCCAAUUGCCUCGCCUUUGAGCUUUACAAGCCGGAGCUUGCUUCUACUUGGCAUUCAGGCAGGAAAAGGUUUUUCUUGUUCAGGAUGCUCAUUUGGCCUGUGUCAAUGGGACAACCUUAUUUAAACAUAUGGUCUUACAUGAACAAACUCACCUAUGAACAUUCGAUUCCCUCCGAGUGAUGUGGCUUGAUCCCUGUUGUAAUUACCGGUGUUUUGCAAUGGACAAAGCUUUUGCCAAACUGGCUAGGGGUGUGCCAUAUCUUAUCCUUUUCUGUCGUUUCUCCUUUUACAAUUUGUGUCGAAAAUGCCGACAUUAUAGGCUGCAAUCAUAAGGUACUGUCAAAUCUGGAAAAUUUAGAACUUUAGUUUGCUGCCAUAAGAGCGCAAUUCAA
Messenger RNA from Brachypodium distachyon (stiff brome), 1977 nucleotides. RefSeq names its product zinc finger CCCH domain-containing protein 63. Gene Ontology annotation, molecular function: mRNA binding; metal ion binding. The record is from RefSeq and is a predicted model, not a curated record. The transcript is spliced from 7 exons. NCBI's taxonomy places the organism in Eukaryota, Viridiplantae, Streptophyta, Magnoliopsida, Poales, Poaceae. Bases 166 to 1503 code for a protein of 445 amino acids.